This is a messenger RNA of Linum trigynum, 879 nucleotides long. The record is from the annotation of a GenBank genome assembly. NCBI's taxonomy places the organism in Eukaryota, Viridiplantae, Streptophyta, Magnoliopsida, Malpighiales, Linaceae.
CACACAAAAAAAAAAUCGAUCUUCUGUUAAACGAGAGAAGCUCUGGUUGCUGCAAAGAUGGCUAAUAGGUAAGAGACACAUUUAUUUUUUAAUUAUAUUCUUCAAAUGUUGUUAUGAUCUUGUUUAGUAAUUAGUGAGUUUGUUUUUUUAUGUAGUGAUUUUAGAAGAUUUAAAUUAGUAGUUCGAUGGAAAUCGAAGAAACUAGAGGAUAAUUUGGGCCUCCAUUUCGUUGGUGGUGGAAGUUUUCAGAUGACGGUGCCAUCCAGGGUGACAUAUCACAAACUUUGUGAGAAUCUAAUUCAGAGAAUACGACGUAGAGACGAAGCAGUUCAAGAUAGUGAUAUGAUCACAGGUUUCACUUAUUAUCUUCCAGAAUGGAUGAAUGAUGUUUUAUUUCAUUAUGCGAUGCCUAUUAAUAUUAUGGAUGAUGAUAGUUUGAAUGCGCUUUGGAAUUUUAUGGCACAAAACCUUUAUUGUUUGGGUGCUGAGAUACAUGCUGAGCUUAGUGAGCAUCAAGGUGAAGAGGAAGAAGAUGAGACAUGGAGCGUGCCAUCCGAUCAUGAUGAUGAUGACGGAGACGGAGAGGAGGAGGAGGAGGAGGAGGAUGAAGAUGAAGAUGGGGAAGGAGAGCAGCCUAAUUAUCCUCCAUAUUUUUACUUGCAGGGUGUUGAUGUGACUUGAAUCGGACUAUCAACCGCUACGACUGGUAAUCGGGGGUCUCGCUGCCCGGUCAGCGAGUGGGGUCCAGGGGCAACGCCCCAGUGGGGGUGCGGGGCCAACGCCCCCGGCCCACGGUGUAUGGGCUCAAUGUUAUUUGGGUUCGGGUUCUGGGCCUGGUCUGUAACCGUUUCCUUUACCAGAUUGGAUUAGGUUUAGACC